AUGGAUGACGAAGAUGCUCGUGCCAUCGAGCUUUCGUCCAUAACUGCCAUCUAUCACGAGGAGCUCAAGCUUGAUGAGAAGGACCCUUAUUCUUUCACGAUAGAACUUUCCCUGAGUCUCAGCCGACCUUUGACUGUUAAAUUUCCAGCACCUGCAGAGGCUGUCCCUCUCAUUCCUGGCCCGGAAGAUGCGGUCGCUCGGGCAGUGCCUCAGGUUGACUCUCAGCAGCUGUUGAACCUGCCGUCGUUGCAAAUUUACGUUACCUUACCAGAGGGUUAUCCAGAAAACAAACCUCCUGCGAUCAAGAUUUCAACGUCCCCGCCUUGGCUACCGGCUCACAUCGUCAAAAGGCUCGAGGGUCGAGUUGAGGAAUUAUGGGAGGAUAUGGGCCGUGAUCAGGUCAUCUUUACUUAUGUCGAUGACGUCCAGCAAUCGGUUGACGAUGUCUUCGGUCUGGUGGACCAAGAAAGUACACUCGAGGUUGGACCAGAACACAAGAUCGCCAUUCUGGACUACGAUCUAGAGGCUAAGAAGAGGACUUUUCAACGAAGCACAUUUGACUGUGGUAUAUGCCUGGAUCCGAAAAAGGGCCUGGCUUGCCACAGAAUGCUCGAUUGCGGCCAUGUAUUCUGCGUUCAGUGUCUUCAGGACUUUUACAACAACGCAAUCACCGAAGGAGACAUCGUUUCGGUCCAAUGCCUGGAGCCCGGCUGUGCCAGUGAACGCGAAAAGGCCGCACGGCAGGCCAAUCCAGGCAAGUCCAGAAAGUUCAAGGCUUAUAUCAGUCCAAGUGAACUUCUUCAGAUUCCCAUAGAGCAGGAUAUGGUCAAACGCUACGUUGCGCUCAAGCAUAAAGCUGAGCUCGAGUCUGACAAGAAUACCGUGUACUGUCCUCGACCUUGGUGUCAGGGUGCGGCACGGUCUAAAAAACACAAGAAGCCUGAAGGGUUGGACUUUGCUGAAAGCUCCGACGAUGAUUCCGAGGAUGAAAUCGAGGGAGGCGGUGACAAAGAUCCAGCAAAGAGGGCCAAGUUUUCCGCCAGCAAGGAACUUCUUGCCAUCUGCGAAGAUUGUGGGUUUGCCUUUUGUUCUCGCUGCGGUCAGUCGUGGCAUGGCGAAUUCAAGUACUGUAUACCCAAGGAACGCAAAGAGGAGAUCACCGAGGAGGAAAAGGCAUCACUCGAGUACCUGAGGAUGCAUACUACACCAUGUCCGACCUGCGCUGCACCUUGCCAAAAGACUCAAGGUUGUAAUCACAUGCGAUGCUUUAGGUGCCAGUCUCACUUCUGUUAUCUAUGCAGUGCUUGGCUCAACCCCGAGAAUCCUUACCAGCACUUUAAUACUCAACCCGGUGGUGAAGUCAAUAGCUGCUACAUGAGGCUCUGGGAGCUGGAAGGCGGAGAUGGAAACGAUGUUGGCAUCGCCUAUCAGGGUGGGAACGCCAUCAGAAACCCAAAUAUUCAACCCGGCGAAUACGGUCAGCACUUGGAGAUUGUUGGAGAUGUACAUCGCCAGGAACCAGAAUUGGAAAUCGACAGAGGAAGAAACCCGGUUGCAGAGCAACAUCAGCAGGGCCAAGACCAGCCACAAGGCAUCCAGCCCGGGGGGGGGGUUGCCGUUGCACGAGAAGGCCCCUUGGUAUUACGGAUAGAGGGAGAUGCGCCACCGGCUCGUGGGAGACCAGGACGCCAGCAAGCGCCCCCAGCAGCGCGUGGCGGCAACCAGGCGGUGAAUGGUGCUGGGCAACGCGGACGCGGUAGAGGAGGCAAUAGAGGAGGACGGCCGGGCGCCGGUGGUAAUCGAGCACGUGGACAGAAUCAACGCGGGAAUCGUGCUGGUCGCAAUGAUGAUCACAAUAUUGAGCACGAAGGCGAAGCGAUGGAACUGAACCAGGCAGACGAGGUUUGGGUACGCCACUUCAUCGAGUUGGCCCUCAACGAUCAGGAGCAUUUACUACUCGAGGGCGACAGCGGCGAUGAGGACGAUUAG
This is a messenger RNA of Pestalotiopsis fici W106-1, 1989 nucleotides long. RefSeq lists its product as uncharacterized. Gene Ontology annotation, biological process: protein polyubiquitination; ubiquitin-dependent protein catabolic process; positive regulation of proteasomal ubiquitin-dependent protein catabolic process. Gene Ontology annotation, molecular function: ubiquitin protein ligase activity; zinc ion binding; ubiquitin conjugating enzyme binding. Lineage: Eukaryota; Fungi; Ascomycota; Sordariomycetes; Amphisphaeriales; Sporocadaceae. Bases 1 to 1989 code for a protein of 662 amino acids. Gene Ontology annotation, cellular component: ubiquitin ligase complex; cytoplasm. The transcript has a single exon. The record is from RefSeq and is a predicted model, not a curated record.